Messenger RNA from Gongylonema pulchrum, 504 nucleotides. The record is from the annotation of a GenBank genome assembly. Lineage: Eukaryota; Metazoa; Nematoda; Chromadorea; Rhabditida; Gongylonematidae.
AUGAAAGCAUUGAUUCCGGCUGCGUAUGGACGUGCUUUGUGGGUCGAACAGUUCAUUGAGGAGGACAGUCAAAAUCAGCAUGGUUGUGUAGACAAGCAGAAACUUCUUUUCCCGAAUAGUAACGAAGAGAAUCACGGAAUCAACAGUCGUUUCACAUGUCAUUCUUCUAACGGGGAGCGUAAUUUUCCUAAGAAAUUCGCACUGGUGAAAGCGAGCUGUAAUUCUGUGUCGAACAGAAAUUACAUGCUUCCAUUCGACGACCAGAUAAAAGGAAUGGUCCUACAUGUGGAUCGUGAGGAAAAAUGCCUGUUUGUAAGACCGCAGAUUUUGGACGAAGCAUUUACUGUGCUGGAGAAAAAUCUUUUUGGUAUCCAACGAAUGACACUGCAGCGCCCAGGACCAGGACGAAUCACCAUUGGUAAGCAGCUUGCUUUUUACCAGCAUCAGUUUUCACAAGUGACGCUGAACUUUCUCGUAUUAGGAAGGCGUCAAAGUUUUAAUUAA